GAACGGGGGGGCGACAGCGCCACCUGGCGGCCUGAGGCUGAAUCGCUCCUUGGCUCACUUUGGCGGGUCGUGAUUUCUCCGUCCGACAGAAUGUAGCUUUCGGCGCGUGAGGCGCAAACGGGGACACUUGUUAUAUGAAACUAUAACGGAAUAUGACGAGAGCAAUACCUACGGCCACGGGACGCACACUCGGCUUGUUAUUUGUCGCCCCCGCUGGUGCGUCACGUGACCCGAGGGGCAGGGUCCGAGGAGCUCCGCCUGCGGAUCGCCCCACCUUCCUUACCCGCCGUGCGCGCCGCCUGUGCCCGUCAGCAGUGUCCCCAUCCGUGUGCCCGCCAUGGGCUGCGACCCCCUGGGGCUGUGCCAGUACGAGACGGCCAAGCUCGUGCGCAUCAGGAGCGCGCGCCUCGGCUCCCUCAAAUGGGCCCUGAACGCGCUCAUCUUCCUCUUCAUCGGCAUCAUGCUGUUCUGGAACAAGGAGUACCAGGAGCACGACCUGGUGGUCAGCUCGGUUACCACGAAGGUCAAAGGAGUUGCCCUGACUCAGGUGCCGGAGGUGGGCGAGAUGCUCUGGGACAUGGUGGACCACAGCGGGACCUUCCAGGGGAAAAACUCCUUUUUCGUGAUUACCAACGUCAUCGUCACCAAAAAACAGAAGCAGGGGAAGUGCCCGGAGGGCGUUCCGAACGGCAGGCUGUGCCAGUCAGACGCCGACUGCAAUAAGGGCGAGUGGGACCAGUCCAGCCACGGGGUCCAGACGGGCGCCUGCGUCAAGUCGGACGUGACGAAGAAGACCUGCGAGGUGUUCACCUGGUGCCCCGUGGAGAACAAGCGAAAGCCCCCCAGGCCAGCUCUCCUCAUGGCAGCAGAGAACUUCACGGUGCUCAUCAAGAACAACAUUCGCUUCCCGGCCUUCAGCUACAUCAAGAGGAACAUCCUGCCAGACAUGAAGGAGUCCUACUUGAAGAGCUGCACCUUCAACCGGCGCUCGGACCCCCUGUGCCCCAUCUUCCGCCUGGGUGACAUCGUGCAGGAGGCCAAGGAGAACUUCACCGAGAUGGCAGUGGAGGGAGGUGUGAUGGGGAUCCAGAUAAACUGGGACUGUGACCUUGAUCGGCUCUUCCACAAGUGCCGACCCUCGUACUCCUUCCGCCGACUGGACGAGAAAGAAACCAACCGCACCCUGUACCCUGGACUCAACUUCAGGUUUGCAAAGUAUUACACUGAGAACGGAGUGGAAACGCGGACGCUGUACAAAGCGUACGGCAUCAGGUUUGACGUUAUGGUCUUCGGAAAGGCAGGGCGGUUCAGCAUCAUUCAGCUGAUCAUUUACAUCGGCUCAACCCUGUCCUACUACGCCCUGACCACGCUGUUCAUCGACUGGCUCAUCGGCACGAGCUGCUACGCUAAGGAAGCCCAGCGGAACUACUCGGAGAGGAAGUUUGAGACCUUAGACGACCAUAAGCGGAGCCUGCUUUGUGUCUCCUUUGUGGACGAGGACGCUCUCAGGCUGGCGAAAGUCUCCCGAAAGAAGCGGUUGCAGGAAGUCAAGCCUGAGUCCGUUCGUCCGAGAAAGGACAGAGCAGGCAGCCUAUGGGCGCUAGCGACCGCCCUACACGCCCCUCCGAAGCAAAGGGCCGAUAUAGCGCUCCAGGAACCGCCCCGGUCGGAGCAGCCGGCCUGGUGCCAGUGCGCCCGGUGCCGCCCCUCCGACGCCCCCCAGGAGCAGCUGUGCUGCCGACAGAGCCGCGGUCGCUGCAUCUCCACCUCGCCGGCGUUCGAGCGCCUCGCGCUCGGCCGGCCGCUGUUGGAAUCGGUGCUGCUGUACCGGGACCCCCUCCUGGACCUGUCGACCGAAGCGGCGCCCCGCCUGCUGCGGCACUGCGCCUACGACGUCUACAUCGACUGGCGGUUCGGGGCCGAGCGAGAAGGUGCCUGCCCCGUCGUGCCCAGCUGCUGCGUGUGGAGGAUCAGGGAGGAAUACCCUAGUCCAGACGGGCGCUACCGUGGCCUGCGGCCCGCCAGCAAGGUGGCGCUCAUCCCCGGAGCUCACUCGGGGUGCUGAGGAGCCCAAGGGUGUUGGACGGGCUGCUUGAGGACAGAGACUCGAUGUCAAAAAUGUCCCUUUUAAUGUGCAUUCAGGAGCACGAAGGAGGAAAAAAUGCAAUAUAAAGUAUGUUGUUGCACUGUUAACAUCUUAUCAGGUACUUUUUUUUCCCUUUGCUGUUUAUUUUUUUACUAAUUGUACUGCACUAAGCCAUGUCAUCUACUGUAUGUUUAGCGUGUUAAGAAUAGACCUAAUUUUGUGGCUAAUAGGAAUGUAUGAAUUUUUGCUACUCCAUUAAAAGCAUUUUAUAUUA
Molecule: messenger RNA, 2360 nt
Organism: Scleropages formosus (Asian bonytongue)
Lineage: Eukaryota; Metazoa; Chordata; Actinopteri; Osteoglossiformes; Osteoglossidae
Gene: p2rx7
Product: purinergic receptor P2X, ligand-gated ion channel, 7
Exons: 13
Coding region: 338-2065 (575 amino acids)
Biological process (GO): cell surface receptor signaling pathway; response to ATP; calcium ion transmembrane transport
Cellular component (GO): plasma membrane
Molecular function (GO): ATP binding; purinergic nucleotide receptor activity; extracellularly ATP-gated monoatomic cation channel activity
Source: RefSeq, a predicted model, not a curated record